AUGACGACAGAGGUGAUGAUGGGGUCGUCGUUGGCGGUGGUGGUUUGCGCCGGCCGUGUUGAGGUGGCAAUUGCGGAGAAGAAUGAGAUUCGACAGGCAGAGUGUAAUUGCUCGGAGUAUAUUAGGAAUUUUUGGGUUUUAAUCGCCGUGGGGAAGUACACCGUUGAGGUAAUGGUGUCCGGAAUGAGUCUCGCUUGGAUCUGGCCUCAACAAUCGAGGGAUCCCGACCAUCGACCGGCUUAUCUCAGACAGGAGGUGGUGUGUCUCAAACAGCUGGGCCUCCUUCUCCAGGGCCUCCUCAUCCCCAAACCUGUUGCGCACGCAGAUGUAGCCAAGGCCGAUGCUGACUUUGUUCGAUGUCACCUUCUUGAAGAAGCUGUCGCCACGGGGGAGGCUUAUGCCAGCGAGGGACUUAAGGACACUUGA
Striga asiatica is the source of this 426-nucleotide messenger RNA. The record is from the annotation of a GenBank genome assembly. NCBI's taxonomy places the organism in Eukaryota, Viridiplantae, Streptophyta, Magnoliopsida, Lamiales, Orobanchaceae.